Molecule: messenger RNA, 1314 nt
Organism: Parnassius mnemosyne (clouded apollo)
Lineage: Eukaryota; Metazoa; Arthropoda; Insecta; Lepidoptera; Papilionidae
Source: the annotation of a GenBank genome assembly
AUGUCUUUCCUUCAUAAUCAUUCUUGUGAGUGCGUUAAGUCAGAAUUGGAUUUGUUUGCACUACCGUCUACACAAACUAGCAUUGAAAAUGGAUUGUGGAUUCAUUAUAAACCAAUUUCAUCUCUUGGUGAUGAUGGACCUAUCGAGUUUCAAGUUCCUGGGACCGGCGAUGACUACAUAGAUUUGUCUCAUACAUUACUCCACAUAAAGGCAAAAGUAUUAAAUCAAGAUUCAACUAACUUGGUAUCUACUACAAUAGUAGCACCUGUAAAUAAUUGGCUGCAUUCACUUUUUAGUCAACUUGAUGUUUAUUUAAACCAAAAACUUGUAUCACCACCUAAUAAUACCUAUGCAUAUCGAGCAUACAUGGAAACCCUUUUAAACUAUGCCCCUGCUGCUAAACAAUCUCAUCUUACUUGUAGUCUUUGGUAUGAGGAUACAGCAGGAAAAAUGGAUUCUACAGAUGGUAAAAACAUAGGAUUUGUUAAAAGACAGGAAUUGAUUAGUGAAAGUAAGGAAAUAGAAAUGAUUGGUCAUCUUCACGGUGACAUUUUUAACCAAGAUAAAUUUUUAAUUAAUGGUGUUGAAAUGAGUGUUAAAUUGGUUCGAUCAAGAGAGAGUUUUAAUUUAAUUGUUGGGUCAAACGAUGUAAAGUUUAAAGUUUGCAUUACGGACGCAACUCUUAUUGUUCGACGAGCACGAAUUAAUCCAAGUGUAUUACUCGCACAUCAAAAAGUUUUAGCUUCUACCACUGCUAAAUAUCCUAUUACUCGAGCUGAAGUAAAAGUUUUAACAAUUCCUUCGGGCGUUCAAGGAAAAACUCUUGAUAAUAUAUUUUUAGGACAGGUACCGAAAAGAUGUAUAAUUGGAUUUGUGAACAAUUCUGCAUUUAAUGGUUCCCUUACUAAAAAUCCAUUUAACUUUGAAAACUAUGGUAUUAAUUCUUUCAGCUUAUAUAUUGAUGGUCAACAAAUACCUUCAAAAGCUUUGCAACCAUCUUUUAAUAAUAGCAUAUUUACAUCAGCAUAUCAUACUCUAUUCUCGGGAACUGGUAUUCACUUUCUUAAUGAAGGAAAUGGAAUCUCUUGUGAACAGUAUGGCAAAGGUUACUGUCUAUUAGCAUUUGACUUAACUCCUGAUUUAUCAGCUAACUCAUCAACUCAUUGGAAUCUCAUAAAGCAUGGUAGUGUAAGAAUAGAAGUACGAUUUGAAUCCUCAUUAAUACAAACAAUUAACUGUAUAGUUUAUGCUGAGUUUGAUAAUAUUAUUGAGAUAGAUAAAAACAGAAAUGUUACUGUAGACUAUAGUAGUUAA